Messenger RNA from Botrytis cinerea B05.10, 1568 nucleotides. RefSeq lists its product as hypothetical. Gene Ontology annotation, cellular component: delta DNA polymerase complex; nucleus. The record is from RefSeq and is a predicted model, not a curated record. NCBI's taxonomy places the organism in Eukaryota, Fungi, Ascomycota, Leotiomycetes, Helotiales, Sclerotiniaceae. The transcript has 6 exons. Gene Ontology annotation, biological process: DNA replication; DNA synthesis involved in UV-damage excision repair; DNA strand elongation involved in DNA replication. The coding region runs from base 47 to 1429 and encodes 460 amino acids. Gene Ontology annotation, molecular function: DNA-directed DNA polymerase activity.
GAUAACAGCUUCAGCAACCUUUGAGACAACCACAAAGUUGAACACAAUGGCGGAUUUUAAGAGUUAUCUUGCAGCGAGUAUCUUGACAGAAGAUAAAGUGGUCACUUAUAGACUGCUUAGUCGGGUGCUCAAGGUCCAUUUAAAUACAGCAAAGGAAAUGCUAUUUGAGUUCCAUCGAGUGCAGAAUGCGAAGAAACCUGGAACAAUUCAUGCAACUUAUCUCAUUGGAGGAACAAAGAGAAACGAAGCACCUAGGGACAUUGAAGCGCAAAAAGAUGGCGAAGAUGAUUAUAUGCAGAGCAGUCCAUUUGUUGGAAGCUCGAUGCCACAGGCCAAAGGAAGUGCCGGCGAAAGCUCUAUAUUGAGUAUAACAUUGACACGAGAGGAGGAUUUAGAAACAAUACGUUCUCAAUUUGAGCAUAUUUCCUCAAUUCAUAUUUAUAGUUUAGGGCCUCACCCAUUGAAGGAGCUUCAAUUGCUCUCAGAUUCGACCAGAGAAAUUCAAACACUCGCCAAAUCCGAAGACCCCCUCGAAACAUACCAUAAAUAUGGAAUAAUACCCAAUCCAAAUGUCAAACGUCGUACCCGCAGCACACCACCUAUUGCAGCUGCUACACAAGCAUCUGUUCCAACCAGACCUGCGACUGCAAAAUCCAAACUCAAUGAAGUCCAAGAGGCUUCCAAAUCAUCAUCGUCUUCUAAAAAGCCCGAAUCUAAAUCACAGCCAUCGAACGCCAAAGAUUUCUUCGCCAGCAAUGGAAAAGAAAAGGCGAAGGCAAAGUCACAAGAAGAGUCUACAAAGGCCGAACCAACAACUGCGCCUUCGAGUAAAGAAUCAACACCUGCCCCUCCUGCAAAUCUGAAGCGCGAAUCAAGUAGCAUUUUCAAGGCGUUCGCGAAAACUCAGCCUAAGAAAGCAAAAAUUGAGGAAACAGAAUCAAGUGCAAAGGAUGAUACCGCGAUGAAAGAUGUCUCGGACGACGACGAAGAAGAUACAUGGAUGCCAGCGCCUGUCAGUAAAGAAACCAAGUCUCAAGACCGAAAUUCCAGGAAAGAAACACAGGAGAGAUUGAGGAAAAUGAUGGAAGAAGACGACGAAGAGGAAGAAGCAGUACCAUCUCCAGCUCCUGAAACGCCUGCGGAGGAAGUAGAAGAGGAAAAGGCAUCCGAGGAGACUAAGGAAGAGGAACCUGUCGCAAGUACAAGUAAUGGACGAAGAAGAGGCAGAAGAAGAGUUAUGAAGAAGAGAACUGUGAAGGACGAAGAUGGCUAUUUGGUAACGAAACAAGAGGCAGCCUGGGAAUCAUUUUCGGAAGACGAGCCUGCUCCAGCACCUAAAGCUAAAGCAGCACCUGUUUCCACUAAACCAAAGAAGGAAGCACCAAAGAAAGGACAAGGAAACAUCAUGGCGUUUUUUGGGAAGAAAUAAUAUUUCUGGGAGAACCUAAAGGAGUUAUUGUUGACAACAUUUGAUAGCGAGCUGAAUUGAGCAUCAUGGGGAUCAUGUGAUAGCGGAUAGCUUUGAUCCAAAUGCAUUGGUAGCAGAUAAACAUAAUAAGACUAGAUCA